AGCUUUUCUCAAGUAAAUGGCCUUUCUUAAUAAUCCCUUUCCUUAGAUUCUUCUGCAUUAGCAGCCAACCAAAAAAAGAAAAAAAGAAGAAGAGGGGGGGUGGGGGUGGAGGUGGAGAGUUUAAUAAUUGGCUUAUAAUUACAUGAAAUUUAAAAGGGAUUGUUUGAGCCAAGAAUCUUAUUUGGAGAGUAAAGAAUGGAGAAGACAGUGAAAAAUGCAAAAUCUUGAAAAAUCCAAUUGAAGUCAAGAUUGGUUAGUUGUGCAAUUUUUCCACAAAAAGAACACAAAAAGUCAAGAAUUUGAAGUCUGAAAUCUCAUUUUUAGUUCUCUUCUUAGCUUGUUUGGAGAGUGAAAAAUGGAGGAGACAGUGAAAAAUGCAAAAUCUUGAACACCCAAUUGAAGUCAAGAUUGGUUAGUUGUGCAGUUUUUCAGCAAAAAGAACACAAAAAGUCAAGAAUUUGUAGUCUGAAAUCUGAUUUUUAGUUCUCUUCUGAGCUUGUUUGGAGAGUGAAAAAUGGAGGAGACACUUAAAAAUAAAAAAUCUUGAACACCCAAUUGAAGUCAAGAUUGGUUACUGCACAAUUAUCAGCCAAAAGAACACAAAUCAAAAAUUUGAACUUCAACACCUCAAUUUUAGUUCUCUGUAGAGUGGAAAAUGGAGGAGACAGUGAAAAAUGGGAUCUUGGUAUUUGCUGUGAAUGGACAAAGAUUUGAGCUUCCUAGUAUUGACCCUUCAACUUCUUUGCUUGAGUUCUUGCGCACUAAGACUUGCUUCAAAAGUCCCAAGCUUGGCUGUGGUGAAGGCGGUUGUGGAGCUUGUGUUGUUCUUCUCUCAAAAUAUGAUCCGACGCUUAAACGGGUUGAAGAUUUUAGUGUGAGUUCAUGCCUUACGCUUCUUUGCAGUUUAAAUGGUUGCUCAAUUACUACAAGUGAAGGCCUUGGAAACACCAAGGAUGGUUACCACUCGAUUCAUGAACGGUUUGCGGGGUUUCAUGCUUCUCAAUGUGGAUAUUGCACUCCCGGAAUUUGUAUGUCCUUUUACUCGGCUCUUGUCAAUGCCGAUAAAGCAAACCACACGGAUUCUCCACCAGGAUUCUCUAAGUUGACCGCACCUGAAGCUGAAAAAGCCAUAGCAGGGAACCUUUGUCGUUGUACUGGAUACCGGCCCAUUGCUGAUGCGUGCAAGACAUUUGCGGCCGAUGUUGACAUAGAGGAUUUGGGGCUCAAUUCUUUUUGGAAAAAAGAAGAUUCUAGGGAUAUAAAAGUGAGUAAGUUACCUCCCUAUGAUCCAAGUAAGAAUUUAACUACAUUUCCUCAAUUCUUGAAAAGUGAAUCGGCCACAUGUUUGGACUCCAGAAGGUAUCCCUGGUACACUCCUAUUUCUGUCGACGAGCUUCAAAGUUUGUUGAACUCCAAUUUGGCUGAAAAUGAUGCAAGCAUUAAGCUGGUUGUUGGUAACACAGGCACAGGAUAUUACAAGGAAACCCAGCGACAUGACCGAUAUAUUGAUCUGAGACAUAUCUCUGAACUUUCGAUCAUUGAAUUAGAUCACACAGGAAUUAAAUUGGGGGCUACUGUCACUAUCUCUAAACUUAUAUCAUUCUUGAAGGAUAAAAACAAAGUCGCUUUGAGUUCAUAUGGAAAGCUGGUUAGCGAAAAGUUGGUUCAGCACAUGGAGAAGAUUGCUUCACCAUUUGUUAGAAACACCGCUAGUGUUGGGGGAAAUUUGGUUAUGUCACAAAAGAAUGGUUUUCCUUCAGAUAUAGCUACAUUAUUUCUUGGUUUGGGCGCUACUGUUUGCAUAAUGACCAGUCAAAGACAUGAAAAACUUACGUUCGUGGAGUUCUUAGCGAGGCCGCCACUAGACUCAAGGAGUGUGCUACUUAGUCUUUUAAUUCCAUUUAAAAAGGAUGGAAGUUCUCUUGAAACCUGUUCGAAGUAUUUGUUUGAAACCUAUCGAGCUGCAGCACGACCUCUUGGAAAUGCAUUGGCAUACGUAAAUGCUGCUUUCCUUGCUGAUGUUUCUCCCCACUGUAAUCAGUUCUUGAUUAACAAUAUCCAGUUGGCUUUUGGUGCUUAUGGAACAAAACAAGCAACAAGGGCCAAAAAAGUAGAAGAAUAUAUAACUGGGAAGAUAUUAAACGUUAAUGUGUUAUCCGAAGCACUUAAAUUAGUCAAACAAGCAGUGGUACCCGAAGAUGGAACUUCACACCCUGAUUACAGGUCAAGCAUGGCAGUUGGUUUUCUUUUUGAGUUUCUAUUUCAGUUCACCGAUGUUUGUCCCACGAUAUCUGGUGGUCUGUUAAACCAAAGUACUUUGGUAGAGGAAGUCUCAAAGAGUAACAAAGACGGUUAUAUUAGUGAAGAGAAAGUCGACACACUUCUAUCAUCUGCUAAGCAAGUCGUGGAAUCGAGUAAAGAGUAUUAUCCGGUGGGUGAACCAAUGAAGAAAUCUGGAGCUUCCUUACAAGCUUCUGGUCCGUUUCUCCCUUUUAUGUUUUAUUCCACAUCAUGCAUAAAAACUCGGUUUUAUGUCAUUUUGCAUCCUUUUUCUGGCUUUGAAAUUGCUGACUGUGUAUAAAGUGGGUAGUGAUAGGGAAAACUAAUUAAAAGCCUACCUGUAUUACUUCUG
Messenger RNA from Nicotiana tabacum (common tobacco), 2632 nucleotides. The record is from RefSeq and is a predicted model, not a curated record. NCBI's taxonomy places the organism in Eukaryota, Viridiplantae, Streptophyta, Magnoliopsida, Solanales, Solanaceae.